Somion occarium is the source of this 1883-nucleotide messenger RNA. The record is from the annotation of a GenBank genome assembly. NCBI's taxonomy places the organism in Eukaryota, Fungi, Basidiomycota, Agaricomycetes, Polyporales, Cerrenaceae.
GCACCAAAAGCGUAUUUCUACACUCUCAUAUGCUCUUGUGAAGACUUUAUUCCUCCCCAAUUCCGUUCAUAGCCUCUCCAACCCGAAAGAAAGAUGUUGAGCACGACCAAACGCUCAGCGAAGACGCAGUUACGGGUCUGGCGAUCAUCUAUGAAUGGUCAUGUUGGACCAGCUGCUGCAGGCUCGGUAUUGAGACUGAAGAUCAGGUGCUACAGUACUCCCACAGAGUUGCCUAUACCCAACAAGUCGAAAGUUUGGGAUUCGGUGGAAGAGGCUAUCAAAGACGUGAAGUCGGGAGAUGUGUUGCUUAGUGGAGGCUUCGGACUGUGUGGGACUCCAGACACCUUGGUUGGUGCUUUAGCUAACCGUAAGGACGUGAACAACUUGACCGCUGUAUCAAAUAAUGCCGGUGCGGGUGAAAGAGGCCUUGGUAAACUGCUACAUACCGGUCAGAUAGACAAGAUGAUGGCCUCUUACAUUGGAGGCAACAAGUACUUCGAGUCUCUUUACCUCAACGGAAAGAUUUCCCUCGAGUUGAUACCCCAAGGCACGCUCGUCGCGCGUAUUCGGUCCCAAGCAGCCGGAAUGCCAUUCUUCUAUACACCCACUGGUGCUCAUACCGCAGUCGAGAAGGGUGAAAUACCAAUCAGAUAUAAGCCAGGCGGUCUGAAGGCAGGAAUUGCGAUUCCAGGAAGCAGGAAGGAUGCCCUGGACCACAAUGGUCGACGAUACGUAAGGGAACCUGCGAUUGCUGGAGACGUCGCGUUUAUUCGUGCAUGGAAAGUCGAUGAAGUUGGUAAUUGCGUGUUCAGAUACACCGCGAACAACUUCUCCGGACCAAUGGCGAGGAACGCUAAAUUGACCAUCGUGGAGGCUGAGAAUAUCGUUCCAGUAGGCUCGAUUUCCCCCAACGCGAUACACCUGCCUGGCAUAUACGUGGAUCGAAUCGUAAGAGCGACUGCACCCAAACAUAUAGAGUUCGAAACAGUCGCGACAGAUGCUUCUUCCGAAGAGGACACGAGUAAGCUCAGUCCGGAGAAGAAGUUUGCUAUUGAGCAGAGACACCGUAUUGCCAGGCGAGCAGCGAAGGAAAUUAAGGACGGAUUCUACGUGAACCUUGGUAUUGGCAUGCCCACGCUGGUACCAGAGUACCUGGCACCUGGCGUCCGAGUUUGGCUGCAGAGUGAGAAUGGCAUCCUUGGCAUGGGACCAUACCCGACGAGAGACAAGCUUGAUGCGGACAUCAUCAAUGCUGGAAAGGAGACUGUGACGUUCCUACCUGGCGCAUCUGUGUUUGACUCCGCCGAAUCCUUCGACAUGAUUCGUGGUGGCCACAUUGAUGUCGCAAUCCUUGGUGCUAUGCAAGUUUCACAAGCUGGAGACAUCGCGAAUUUUAUGAUACCAGGCAAGAUGGUCAAGGGUAUCGGUGGUGCGAUGGAUCUCGUAUCUAACCCAGACAAGACCAAGGUCCUGGUCGUAAUGGAGCACUGUGCCAAGGAUGGCAGCCCGAAGAUACUGUCUGAGUGCAAUCUACCGCUGACUGGUGCUCGCGCGGUCAGCCAGAUUAUUACCGAGCUGGCUGUCUUCAACGUCGAUCGAAAUGCGGGGAAAUUGCAACUGGCGGAGCUGGCUGAGGGUGUGACGCUUGAAGAAGUCAGGGCGAAGACAGGUUCUGAUUUCGAUGUGUCAAGCAAUCUGGGGAAGAUGUGAAGCGAGUUUGAAAUACCCCGCAAUGUCCCAUUUGCCCCGCAGUGGGAUGUAAUUCUUAUGUUACGGAAUGUGUACGGAACUGUAUUCUGCCCAGAGUUGAGGAACACAUGCCCAGGAAGAACAUGAAAGCCAAGGCGAACGCCGGCGAUGACCGUCGGACCGACGCCAGAUGC